Arvicanthis niloticus (Nile rat) is the source of this 1815-nucleotide messenger RNA. The record is from RefSeq and is a predicted model, not a curated record. Lineage: Eukaryota; Metazoa; Chordata; Mammalia; Rodentia; Muridae.
AGCUCUCCAAGAAGCUGCAAGGAUGCUGUCUGUGCGCAUCGCCUUGGCCGUGGCCUGUGCCCUCCUUCGACGGGUGGGACUGGUCUCCAAAAAUGCUUUGGGGUCAUCCUUUGUUGGUGCAAGAAAUCUCCAUGCCUCUAACACUCGACUUCAGAAGACUGGUACUGCUGAGAUGUCGUCCAUUCUUGAGGAGCGGAUUCUUGGAGCUGACACUUCUGUUGACCUUGAAGAGACCGGGCGAGUCUUAAGCAUUGGUGAUGGUAUUGCCCGAGUGCAUGGGCUGAGGAAUGUUCAAGCAGAUGAAAUGGUAGAAUUUUCUUCAGGCUUAAAGGGCAUGUCCUUGAACUUGGAACCUGACAAUGUUGGAGUUGUCCUGUUUGGGAAUGACAAACUAAUUAAAGAAGGAGAUAUUGUGAAGAGAACAGGGGCCAUCGUGGAUGUUCCAGUUGGCGAGGAACUAUUGGGCCGUGUAGUUGAUACCCUGGGAAACGCCAUUGAUGGAAAGGGUCCAAUUGGUUCCAAGACCCGUAGACGAGUGGGCCUGAAGCCUGGGAUUAUCCCCCGAAUCUCUGUACGGGAACCAAUGCAGACUGGCAUCAAGGCUGUGGAUAGCCUGGUACCCAUUGGCCGUGGUCAGCGAGAGCUGAUUAUUGGUGACAGACAGACUGGGAAAACAUCGAUUGCUAUUGACACAAUCAUCAACCAGAAACAGUUCAACGAUGGGACUGACGAGAAGAAGAAGCUGUACUGCAUCUAUGUUGCUAUUGGUCAGAAGCGGUCCACUGUGGCUCAGCUGGUGAAGAGACUGAAGGAUGCAGAUGCCAUGAAGUACACCAUUGUGGUGUCAGCCACUGCUUCUGAUGCUGCCCCGCUUCAGAAUUUGGCUCCUUACCCUGGCUGCUCCAUGGGAGAGUAUUUUAGAGAUAAUGGCAAGCACACUCUGAUCAUCUAUGACGAUUUAUCCAAACAGGCUGUUGCUUACCGCCAGAUGUCUCUGUUGCUCCGCCAACCCCCUGGUCGUGAGGUCUAUCCUGGUGAUGUGUUCUACCUACACUCUCGCCUGCUGGAGAGAGCAGCCAAGAUGAACGAUUCCUUUGGUGGUGGCUCUUUGACUGCCUUACCAGUCAUUGAAACACAGGCUGGUGAUGUGUCUGCUUACAUUCCAACAAAUGUUAUCUCCAUCACUGACGGACAGAUCUUCUUGGAAACAGAAUUGUUCUAUAAAGGCAUCCGCCCUGCCAUUAAUGUGGGUUUGUCUGUGUCCUGUGUCGGAUCUGCUGCCCAAACCAGAGCCAUGAAACAGGUGGCAGGUACCAUGAAGCUGGAGUUGGCUCAGUACCGCGAGGUCGCUGCUUUUGCCCAAUUUGGUUCUGAUCUUGAUGCUGCCACUCAGCAGCUUUGGAGUUGUGGUGUGCGUCUAACCGAGCUGCUAAAGCAAGGACAGUACUCUCCCAUGGCUAUUGAAGAGCAGGUGGCUGUUAUCUACGCGGGUGUCCGGGGUUAUCUCGAUAAACUGGAGCCCAGUAAGAUCACAAAGUUUGAUAGUGCAUUCUUGUCUCAUGUUAUCAGCCAGCACAAGACCCUCUUGGGCAAUAUCAGGGCUGAUGGGAAAAUCUCAGAACAGUCAGAUGCAAAGCUGAAAGAGAUUGUAACAAACUUCUUGGCUGGGUUUGAACCAUAAAGCCCUGUCACUGUCACCAGACACUGCUUUGGUUUUGUCAUUUAUUCUGGUAAAAUCAGUACCAUUUGUAAAGGGUUACUCGUGUACUCCUGAUGUACAGGAAUCACAUGAAUAAAAGUUCCAUAUUGUGUAAA